Cajanus cajan (pigeon pea) is the source of this 1582-nucleotide messenger RNA. RefSeq names its product gibberellin 2-beta-dioxygenase 8. The record is from RefSeq and is a predicted model, not a curated record. NCBI's taxonomy places the organism in Eukaryota, Viridiplantae, Streptophyta, Magnoliopsida, Fabales, Fabaceae.
CAACCCACCACUCUAUCUUCUUGUGUUCAAUCAUUCAUCAUGAUCCCACAACUACAAUUUUCUUUCCCAAAAGGACUACUUAGUUUACCUUGAGUUCCUUUGGUAGAGUUAAGUUAGAAUAAAUCAAGUCCUUAAUAUAGCUAGCUAUAGCUACCGUAUUAAUUAAACUACCCCCUCUCUUUCACUCCUUUUACGUUUACUUUUUUUUUUUUUGUCCUUUAAGUAUCUACCGCCGAUAGCAGUGACUAAUCUCCUCGCUACGUUAGAGGCACCUUAAAGGGUGGGAUAGCUAACCCCAAUAUUUAACUUACAUAUUCUACGCUGUUUUCUUUUUCUCGGAUUCCUAGUUCACUAAGAGGUGUAGAUUUGAAAGCAACGUACGAAGUCGGUUGAAAUUCCAAAAUCAUUUUCAAACAAGCAGAGCUAGUGUAUCAUUUUCACAUACGUAGCUUCCAAAUGGAUUAUGAACCACCAUUUCUGGAGACCUACAAGACCCUUGUGCAAAAACACGUAGGGGAUUCAAGGAACGACUACUCCUGCUCUAUAGUGGAGAGAUGUGAUAUACCUUUGAUCGACCUAAGUCGGUUAAACCUUGAUUAUGAUCAGAGAGACGAAUGCAUGAACGAAAUCGCAGAAGCUGCAAGAGAAUGGGGUUUCUUUCAAGUGGCUAAUCAUGGAAUUUCACAGGAGCUUCUGGAGAGCCUGCAGAUUGAGCAAAAGAAAGUGUUCUAUCAACCUUUCUUGAACAAGUCAGCACAAGCUAGUUUCUCUUCUUUAUCUGCCAGAACUUACAGGUGGGGAAAUGCAUUUGCCACUAAUCUCAGACAACUGUCAUGGUCUGAAGCCUUUCAUUUCUAUCUCACGGAUAUUUCAAGGAUGGACCAAGAUCAAAGUCUGAGAUCGAGUCUUGAAGCUUUUGCAACAAGAAUGUUCACCCUUGGGGAAAGCUUGGCGGAAGUACUAGCGUGCAAAUUGAACACAAAAUCCAGCUAUUUCCAUGAGCAUUGCUUGCCAAAAACUUGUUUCAUUCGACUGAAUAGAUAUCCUCCAUGCCCUAUAUCGUCAAAGGUGCAUGGCCUGUUGCCUCACAGUGACACUAGUUUUCUUACCAUCGUUCAUCAGGACCAGGUUGGAGGAUUGCAAUUGAUGAAAGAUGGAAAAUGGGUUGGUGUCAAGCCUAAUCCACAUUCUCUAGUCGUCAAUAUUGGUGACUUAUUUCAGGCAUUGAGCAAUGGCGUUUAUAAAAGCAUAAAACACCGAGUUGUUGCUGCUGAGAAAGUAGAAAGGUUUUCUAUGGCAUUUUUCUAUUGCCCCUCAGAGGAGGCAGUUAUAAAGAGCCAAAUCAAGCCAGCUAUGUACAGGAAAUUCACUUUGAGAGAGUAUAGACAACAGACCGAGAAAGAUGUCAAGCAAACCGGGGAUAAAGUGGGACUCUCCAGAUUUCUCUCGUAGGAGUAUCUAUGUAUUUUUGUCAACUUUAUGUUAAUGUCUGCUGAAUCUAGUGAUCAUGAACUUUUCCUUAAAUAAGUUUUAAGUUUGAGCCUAGAAAUAAUAUAUAAUAAGAGAGUUUUAUCUCAUUUAA